AUGUCGAACGAGCCUUCGUACGAGGAGUACGUGGAGCGGCACGUCAUUCUCCCGAAACCGUUCCUGAAACGGAUCCCCAAGUCAUACUUUGAUCCCGAGGAGCCGGGCGUGCUCCGUAUUUUAUCUGAUGCGGAAUGGCGGGGCAUCGGAAUUACACAGAGUCUCGGUUGGGAGCACUACGAGGUGCAUGCACCCGAGCCGCAUAUCCUCCUGUUCCGCCGCGAAAAGGACUAUCAGGAAAAGGGCGCAUAG
Messenger RNA from Malassezia japonica, 252 nucleotides. It is a transcript of the gene CKS1, whose product is annotated as Cyclin-dependent kinases regulatory subunit (Cell division control protein cks1). Gene Ontology annotation, molecular function: protein kinase binding; cyclin-dependent protein serine/threonine kinase activator activity; ubiquitin binding. The record is from RefSeq and is a predicted model, not a curated record. Gene Ontology annotation, cellular component: SCF ubiquitin ligase complex; cyclin-dependent protein kinase holoenzyme complex. The transcript has 4 exons. NCBI's taxonomy places the organism in Eukaryota, Fungi, Basidiomycota, Malasseziomycetes, Malasseziales, Malasseziaceae. The coding region runs from base 1 to 252 and encodes 83 amino acids. Gene Ontology annotation, biological process: regulation of mitotic cell cycle.